UGGUACAUUUUGAAAAUUGUGUGAAAAGGGGGAAACCCAAAUGCUAUAAUGAGGAAACCCUAGAUGGAAAAAUCUGUGAUUUUUGGAGAGCAAACUGUAAAAGAAGAAAGACCCAAUUCAUAUGCUGGUAUAUGACCAAAACCCAGAUGGGGAUUUUGGUUGGUUUGUGCGAUAUUGUGUGGAAACAGAUUAAACCCAGGAAGGGAAAUACUGUAAAAUGAGCAAAACCCCUUUUAUGUGGAGGAUUAUAGAUGAUUUAGACUUGGGGAGUAGAGAUGGGGCUUCAAACAUUAUUGGAACUGGGACGUUUGGGUGUGGGAAUAACAUUGUGGAAGGAGAGGACUUCAUCAGAGAACUUCACUUUUCACCUUUGGAGUUAUUGGGGCAGAAUACCCCUGUUAUCAGCAUUUGUCAGGGUACCAGAAGCUGA
Molecule: messenger RNA, 430 nt
Organism: Ilex paraguariensis (yerba mate)
Lineage: Eukaryota; Viridiplantae; Streptophyta; Magnoliopsida; Aquifoliales; Aquifoliaceae
Source: the annotation of a GenBank genome assembly